AUGUCGACGUAUUUCACAUCACCGAACCGCAAUCAAAUCCGAAGAGAAGAAAUAAUAUUUCCGCCUGGUCUGACACAUCCCACAGCACAGUACUCGUCGCAGUGCAGUCCGAUGCCGUCGACUUCUGGAUUGCACCAUAGCGAUUGGCAGUCCUUUGGGGGACUCGCCCAUUUCCGACCACAAGGCACACAAUCGCAUCCUCCAAAGCCGUCAAGUACGAAGACGCAUAGUCGAGCUUUGUCAGGAUCGUCCGUAGGAUCAAAUGGACCGGCAUCCCCUCUUGACCAAGCCAUUUGUCAUCCACAUAUCGUUCAUCAGGAUAACCCUUCACUAUCUCCCCCUGGUGUCGAUUCUGGAAUAGACCCCACGACUUUGGAACCAACUAUUUCGACACCGAUAAAACUAGUCAAACCCCCGCCCACUCCAACGCAUACACCAACUCGAGACUCUUUCCUGGCACCGGCAUUUCAGAACUAUAAUCCGUCGAGCCCCAACUCACAAUCGAAUUUGGCUGCGCAAAUGGUAAUGAAGCAAGCUCUGAUGGACGAACAACAUGGGACUGCUGAGGAUGAAAUUCCUGGAUUUGCUUAUUCAGGACGACACUCUGUCUCAAGUAUGGGGCACGACUCUCCCGCGACUCCGCGAACAAACUAUGGUGAGGGCGCUGAAGACUUUGCGCAAUCAUCCCAAGCUGGUGAGGAUCUACCGUUGGCAUCAGUAGCGGGGUCUCAGUACUUACCGCUCAACGAUACCCUAGAUUUCCGCACAGUGCCCAAGCUUGGCAGGACCAUUUCAGACAUUUAUCAGGACGAACUUUUUAAUCCCCAAUCAUCAAUACCCACGUCCGUUCCUCCGCCACGCCGUCCGCCAAACAGCAUCAAUCUCCUAUCACCGUACAGAAACGUAUUCACCGAACGAAUACAAGAUGCAAAUACAGGUCAUAUGAAUGCAAAAUCUCAGUCUCCCGGGAAGGCCUUACCCCGCGAGCGUUCUCCCUUCCGCCAAGGAUCACCGUUCGCUCCUCAGAUGAGUAGCUAUCCACAACCACGAUCACAGACUGGUCUCGGAUCAGCUGCUCAGCUGCGUGAGUUACAGAAAGCCGAAACCGACGCCCGGGCUUUACGGCCACAGGAGCCAGAAGGAGAUGAUCUCAGCACGAAGACCAUAUCCCCCAAGGACGCUCUACUGGAUUAUCACGAGUCCGAGGAGGAUACUAAAAUGCCGUUGUUCCACAGCGCAGACGUGGAAAAUUACAGCCCCACCCAGCAACCCGGAACUGGUUUCAGUCCGAACAAUAUACGCAGUGACUUGGAGGAUGAUGGAACCGAUCAAAGUUUCGCCAGUAUGGCGACGAGUAGGAGACCAAGUAGCUCCAGUUACUCGACCACCUCUGGGCCACUUCAGCACAGUGUAAACUUCCCAUUAGUUCCUCCUUCAGUCACUGGUCCCAUCCAGGUGCCGCAACAAUAUCCGUUCAUCCCAACACAUAGACGCCAGGAGACAAGUGUUCCUAUCAAUGGAAAUCAUUACGAGGUUGCACCGGAGUUUCCAGCUCACUUGACUUCGAUGGAAUCAAGCAUCAGUGAGCCUGGGACGGAAGGGACAGUAGACCUCGUGAAACCCGCGGGUGCAAUGGCAGAUGGCGGCACGUACACCUGCACGUACCACGGCUGUACCCUCCGUUUCGAAACUCCCGCGAAGCUGCAGAAGCAUAAGCGAGAAGGACAUCGGCAGUCUACGCCUCAGACAGCUGGCGCAGGCAUGACAUCAGCGGCGCUCAUGCGAAAUAGUCAAGCAGGUCCUCACAAAUGUGAGCGGAUCAACCCAUCAACUGGAAAACCUUGCAACACAAUAUUUUCACGACCAUACGAUCUUACGAGACACGAAGACACAAUCCAUAAUGCCAGAAAGCAAAAAGUUCGCUGUCGUUAUUGCACAGAGGAGAAAACCUUUUCGCGCAAUGACGCUUUGACUCGGCAUAUGCGUGUUGUCCAUCCGGAGAUCGAAUUUAUGGGCAAAGUACGUCGAAGACAUCAAGAAUAG
Xylona heveae TC161 is the source of this 2043-nucleotide messenger RNA. RefSeq lists its product as hypothetical. The transcript has a single exon. Gene Ontology annotation, cellular component: nucleus. Bases 1 to 2043 code for a protein of 680 amino acids. NCBI's taxonomy places the organism in Eukaryota, Fungi, Ascomycota, Xylonomycetes, Xylonales, Xylonaceae. Gene Ontology annotation, biological process: regulation of transcription by RNA polymerase II. The record is from RefSeq and is a predicted model, not a curated record.